GGCCCGAGCCCGAGGCACAGCGGCGCCAGGCCAGGGACCACGCGCGGCCGCGGCCACGGCCGCGUCUAGGGCUCGCGCGCGGCAGCCACCGCGCGCCGCGCCACCACCCAUCGCCCCCGCUCGCGUCCACGUGAGCCGCACCGCCGCCGCCACCACCACCACCUCCUCACCCCUCCGCCGCGGCCGAUGGCCCAACCCCCACCCAGAAAACCCGAACCGCCCACCACCCAUACCCCGCCCCUCCUCGCCUUAUCCUCCUCCACCGCCGCCGCCGCCGCCAUCUAUUGCGCCUAACUACUCCCCAGCCGCCGCCCGCCCCAGAUCUAGAUCUGGGAUCCCCGUGACCGCGGAUGAUGGCCGCGGGGGCGCACGACGACGCCGACGAGCCGCCGCGGCGGUUCGCGCUGAAGAAGAGCGCGCCGGCGCAGCCGUGGUCGGAGCUCGAGACCUUCCACCUCAUCGACGCGUACGACGAGCGCUGGACGGCGCUGGGGCGCGGCCAGCUCAAGGCGCAGCAGUGGGAGGAGUUGGCGGCGGACGUCGCCGCUCGCUGCGCCGCCACGCCGGGGGUCGCCGUCCACCGCAAGACCGGGACCCAGUGCCGCCACAAGCUGGAGAAGCUCCGCAAGCGCUACCGCACCGAGGCCGCCCGCCCCGUCACCUCGCUCUGGACCUUCUUCCGCCGCAUGGAUCAGCUCGAGCGCGGGCCCCUCGCCGCCUCCGCCGCCUAUCCACCCGCGGCUGGCUCCCCGACGGGAGCCGCCUCUGACGAGGAAGAGGAGGAAGAGGAGGAGGAAGAAGAGGAAGAAGAAAACGAGGAGCAGGAGGAGGAAGAGGAAGAGCUCGUCCCCCGGAACAACAACACCAGGAGCAUCAACGGCAUCAUCCGGGAAUUCGGCAGCGGCCUCGCCCCGCGCCACCCGCAGCUGCAGUUGCAGCAGCCGCCUUCUUCAAUCACGCCGUCCACCGCGCCUCCGCGGAAGAGAGUGGCCUACGAGGCGUUCCAGGCCAAGGCCGCGGCGGCCGCCGCGGCCGCUGUUGCGGCGGACAAGGCCAAGGAAGAGGAGGUGGAGCUGGUUCGCCGCCCCUCUGGCCGAGGGGGAACCAACACCCAGCUCUCGGCGGUGCUGAGGGAUUUCAGCGAGGGGUUCAUGCGGCUGGAGCGCCGGCGCAUGGAGAUGCAGUGGGACAUCGAACGAGGGUGGCAGGAGACGGAGGCCCGGCACGCCAAGAUGCUCCAGGAUGCGCAGCGCCAGCUUCGGGACACCGUCGCCGCCUCCUUCGCCCUGCCGCCGAAGAAGGCCAGGAGGGACUAUGGCAGCAGCGGCGACUCCUAGCAACUGACGGUUGGUGAUCUGAUGGUAGGGAUCCCAGUUGUUCCUCCUAUGUUCAGGAAUUUAGUCGUAGUUCGUACUAUAUGGUAGUACUGAUUUGCACUAGCAUUUUUAACUAUCUCUAUUAUGCCUAGUAUCUGUGUUUAGCAUUCUUAAUUUAGGUCGUAUAUGGUGAAUGGCGAUGCUUUUGGACGAUGAAGGCUAGUGUAGUACAUGCAUCUGUGUUUGUGUUGCAAUUUUUCUGUGCUUUGCACUUCGCUUCUA
This is a messenger RNA of Panicum virgatum (switchgrass), 1598 nucleotides long. RefSeq names its product trihelix transcription factor ASIL1-like. The transcript has a single exon. Gene Ontology annotation, cellular component: nucleus. The record is from RefSeq and is a predicted model, not a curated record. Gene Ontology annotation, molecular function: transcription cis-regulatory region binding. NCBI's taxonomy places the organism in Eukaryota, Viridiplantae, Streptophyta, Magnoliopsida, Poales, Poaceae. Bases 351 to 1337 code for a protein of 328 amino acids.